Messenger RNA from Serinus canaria (Common canary), 2692 nucleotides. RefSeq names its product basic helix-loop-helix ARNT like 1 (gene BMAL1). Gene Ontology annotation, biological process: circadian rhythm; regulation of transcription by RNA polymerase II. Lineage: Eukaryota; Metazoa; Chordata; Aves; Passeriformes; Fringillidae. Gene Ontology annotation, cellular component: aryl hydrocarbon receptor complex; nucleus; cytoplasm. Gene Ontology annotation, molecular function: protein dimerization activity; RNA polymerase II cis-regulatory region sequence-specific DNA binding; DNA-binding transcription factor activity, RNA polymerase II-specific. The record is from RefSeq and is a predicted model, not a curated record. Bases 267 to 2168 code for a protein of 633 amino acids. The transcript is spliced from 19 exons.
UGGCAAGCCAGGCGGAAAGUAGGUCAGGGACGGGGGCUGCCUGCGCCGGGCGUGCGGCGCUGCCGGGGGGCCGCGACCCCCGCCCGCCCUCCCUUCGGCCGGGCGCGGCGCGGCGAGGGGCGCGCGGAGCCGCGGUUUUUGAAAGUAUUUGACCAACAGAACAUGAGGCAUGGAAGAGUUCUAAGGUUAUCAGCUGCUUUGGGCUGAGCAUCAUCAUCUUUGCCCAAGUGGAUUUAGGCUUCCAAGACAGGCCUUCAGACAGUCCAAUGGCAGACCAAAGGAUGGACAUAUCUUCUACAAUUAGUGACUUUAUGUCACCAGACCCUGCUGACUUGAUCUCCAGUUCCCUUAGCACUUCAGGAAUGGACUGUAAUAGGAAAAGAAAGGGAAGCUCAACUGAUUAUCAACUCGAUGGCUUUCCUUUUGAGGAAGGUAUGGAUACAGAUAAAGAUGACCAACAUGGAAGAUUGGAGUAUGCAGACCAACAAGGCAGGAUAAAAAAUGCAAGGGAGGCUCACAGCCAGAUCGAGAAGCGGCGCAGGGAUAAGAUGAACAGCUUCAUCGACGAGCUGGCCUCGCUGGUGCCCACCUGCAACGCCAUGUCCCGCAAGCUGGACAAGCUCACCGUGCUCAGGAUGGCUGUCCAGCACAUGAAAACACUUCGUGGUGCUACAAACCCAUACACAGAAGCAAACUACAAGCCUGCUUUUCUAUCAGAUGAUGAAUUAAAACACCUUAUUCUCAGGGCAGCAGAUGGAUUCCUUUUUGUUGUGGGCUGUGACAGAGGAAAGAUAUUGUUUGUUUCAGAAUCUGUCUUCAAGAUCCUCAACUACAGUCAGAAUGAUUUGAUUGGUCAAAGUUUAUUUGAUUAUCUCCAUCCUAAAGACAUUGCCAAAGUGAAGGAGCAGCUCUCUUCUUCUGACACCGCGCCACGAGAAAGGCUCAUAGAUGCAAAAACCGGACUCCCGGUCAAGACCGACAUCACGCCCGGGCCCUCGCGGCUCUGCUCCGGGGCACGGCGCUCCUUCUUCUGCAGGAUGAAGUGCAACAGGCCCUCUGUCAAGGUAGAAGACAAGGAUUUCCCUUCAACCUGCUCAAAGAAGAAAGCAGACCGCAAAAGUUUUUGCACUAUUCAUAGCACAGGCUACUUAAAAAGCUGGCCUCCGACGAAGAUGGGGCUGGACGAAGACAACGAGCCCGAUAACGAGGGCUGUAACCUGAGCUGCCUGGUGGCCAUCGGGCGGCUGCACCCGCACGUGGUGCCGCAGCCGGCCAACGGCGACAUCCGCGUCAAGGCCACCGAGUACGUGUCCCGGCACGCCAUCGACGGCAAGUUCGUCUUCGUGGAUCAGAGGGCAACAGCCAUCCUGGCAUACUUACCCCAGGAACUUCUAGGUACUUCGUGUUACGAAUAUUUUCAUCAAGAUGAUAUAGCACAUCUUGCAGAAUGUCACAGACAAGUUUUGCAGACAAGAGAAAAAAUUACGACUAACUGCUACAAGUUUAAAAUAAAAGAUGGCUCUUUUAUUACGUUGCGGAGUCGCUGGUUCAGUUUCAUGAACCCUUGGACCAAAGAAGUAGAAUACAUUGUCUCCACAAACACAGUCGUUUCCACCACGGUCCUGGAGAGCGGGGACGCGGCCUUUCCCCAGCUGGCAGCGUCCCCACACAGCAUGGACAGCGUGCUCCAGGCUGGAGAAGGUGGCCCCAAAAGAACCCAUCCCACUGUGCCUGGAAUUCCAGGUGGAACAAGAGCUGGGGCAGGUAAAAUAGGGAGGAUGAUUGCUGAAGAAAUCAUGGAGAUUCACAGGAUAAGAGGAUCAUCACCUUCCAGCUGUGGCUCAAGUCCCCUGAACAUCACCAGCACCCCCCCGCCCGACACAUCCUCGCCAGGAGGGAAGAAGAUCUUGAAUGGUGGCACUCCAGACAUUUCUUCAGCCGGGCUGCUGUCUGGGCAAAUCCAGGAUAAUUCUGGGUACCCGUAUUCCGACAACUCCUCAAUCCUGGGGGAGAACUCCCACAUCGGCAUGGACAUGAUCGACACGGAGCAGGGCUCCAGCAGCCCCAGCAACGACGAGGCGGCCAUGGCGGUCAUCAUGAGCCUGCUGGAGGCCGACGCGGGGCUCGGCGGCCCCGUGGACUUCAGCGACCUGCCCUGGCCCCUGUGAGCGAGCCAGCACCCCCCAGCCAAGUGCAUUUACUGGUGGAGCUCUGCAGUCUGUGAAACCCGUGGGACUGAGAGGCUUUUAUGUGGGAACUUCAUAAAAGCUGUGUCAGAACGCAACUCAUCCUACCAUGUGUAACUUCAGACAAAGUGGAAUAACCUGCUACAGUGUUCUGUGUUGAUUUGGUUAGCUGUGUAUAGCUUGCAAUACUUGUAUAUUUUGGAUUCUGUUGUUUGAAAUUUUUUUUAAAUCACUGUGCAACUCACUGGCAUCAGUGGUAGCUUUUAUAUGCAAAUGACCAUUUCAGAUGUAUGGUGUGUUUUUACACUGCAAAACAGUCCCCAUGUGGAUAUUUCUUAUACUAAUUGUACCAUAAAGCUGUUUAUUCUUUCUUGUAAGAAUCCUUUACUAUAAAUAUUGUUAAAGUGUAAUGUAUUAGACAGUUAAAUAUUUUUAAAAUAAAUGUUUCCCUUGUUCUAAGAUGGAGCAUUUACUUUGAUAAAUAAAUUUGAUAAAACCCUGCUGAA